Molecule: messenger RNA, 1194 nt
Organism: Colletotrichum lupini
Lineage: Eukaryota; Fungi; Ascomycota; Sordariomycetes; Glomerellales; Glomerellaceae
Product: major facilitator superfamily transporter
Exons: 3
Coding region: 1-1194 (397 amino acids)
Biological process (GO): transmembrane transport
Cellular component (GO): fungal-type vacuole membrane
Molecular function (GO): transmembrane transporter activity
Source: RefSeq, a predicted model, not a curated record
AUGCAACUCGCCGAGCGCCAGGAAGCCGCACUUGAGCGUGGGCAACCUACGGAAACUCUGGACGUAGCACAAGAGUCCCACAAGUACCCUGAGGGCGGCAAAGAUGCAUGGCUUGUUGUGGCUGGUGCAUGGUGCGCCAUGAUACCAUCCAUGGGUCUUCUCAAUACUCUUGCAGUUCUGCAGGCCUGGGUUUCACAGAAUGAACUUCAUGGGCUCCCGGAGUCGACAAUAGGCUGGAUGUUUAGCACUUACGCCUUCUUCCUCUACUUUUGCGGCGCUCAAGUUGAGUUCUACCAGUUUUUGCUCACCUUUGGUGUCCUCGGCGGCGUAUCAGCUUCGCUUCUUUUCAACCCGAGCAUCGCUGCAGUCGGGCACUGGUUCUCGGAACGUCGUGCUCUAGCUACAGGAAUAGCCUGCACGGCUGGAGGCGUCGGCGGCGUUGUCUUUCCUCUCAUCAUUCUCUACAUGGCUCCCAGGGUUGGUUUUCCAUGGGCCAUCAGGACGGUUGGGUUUAUCUGUGCUGCCGCGUCUGUUUUGGCAUGCACGCUCUUGAAGAAGAGGCUUCCACCAAGCAAGACAUCCAGUGGCGCAAUCGACCUCAAGGCGCUGAAAGAGACAAAAUUCGGUCUCGCAACAUUGGCCGUCUUCCUGAUCGAGUUCGCAGUCUUCAUCCCGUACACUUACAUUUGCUUGUACGCUAUCCAUGAGGGCAUCGAUCUCCAGAAGUCUCUCCUCCUAAGUGCACUGCUCAACGCUGGAGCGAUCCCAGGCCGUGCCCUACCGGGCUACGUCGCAGACCGAUUUGGUCCCUUCAAUGUCAUGUGCGUCACUGCCUUGGUGUGCUCGGCAUUCAUCUUCGCGCUCUGGUUGACAGCGCAUGGCGGAGAAGCUGCUACGACUGCCUUUGCGGUCAUGUUUGGAUUCUGGUCCGGAGCUGCCAUCAGCUUGACGCCAGUCUGCAUUGGACAGGUGUGCAAAAUCGAAGACUAUGGGAAAAGGAGUGGCACGGCGUUCUUUGUCUGCAGUUUUGGUGCCCUUGUCGGUGUGCCCUUCGCUGGAGCUAUUCUGCAAUGGUCAGGUGGCACUUAUGACGGCCUUAUACUCUUUGCGGGUGGUCUAUACAUCUUGUCGUUCUGCGCUUUUGCCGUUGCUAGAGGCGUAGCUUGUGGUUGGAAUCCCAAGACCUUGUUCUAG